Messenger RNA from Lepisosteus oculatus (spotted gar), 838 nucleotides. NCBI's taxonomy places the organism in Eukaryota, Metazoa, Chordata, Actinopteri, Semionotiformes, Lepisosteidae. The record is from RefSeq and is a predicted model, not a curated record.
GGGAGGGAGGACAGAGCUACGUCAGAGGGCGGACUCCUGUGGACCUGCCUCCCUUUCUGAUAAACAAGGGCUAGAACCGAAACCUCUCGGAGACCGCAAUCCUGCGCUCAGGACCUGCUCUGCCUGCCUGCUCUCUGGCUGAGCGCGCCCAGACGCACUGAGCACCCGUCUCCUGCGCCACACGGACAGCACCCUCUCCCCGGCUCAGGAGCACCGCAGGCACUAUGGCAGGGCGCGAGCUGAGGCUGGUGGUGGUGGGCAAGACCGGGGCUGGCAAGAGCAGCUCAGGAAACACCAUCCUGGGAGAGGAGGUGUUCACGGCGGACAUCAGCUCCAGCUCGGUCACCACGGCCUGCGAGAGGGCCAGCCGGCUGGUGCGGGGCCGCAGGGUGACCGUGGUGGACACGCCGGGGCUGUCCGGCAGGCAGCUGUCCGGGGAGGAGGUCCAGACCAUGAGGAGGUGCCUGUCGCUGAGCGCCCCGGGGCCCCACGCCUUCCUGCUGGCCGUGCCCGCGGACGACCGCUACACGGAGAGCCGGCGGCAGGUGGCGGAGCGGGUCAGGGAGCUGUUCGGAGAGGACGUGCUCCGCUACACCGUGGUGCUCCUCACCAAGGCCGACCAGCUGGGGGACAGGACCCGGGGGGACUUCGUCCAGGAGAACGAGCACCUGCAGGCGCUGGUGCAGGCGUGCGGCCACCGGCACCUGUUCUUCGUCAACGAGGACGAGGAGCUCGCCCCCGCCCAGGUCACGGAGCUGCUGAGGAUCGUCGACGACAUGGUGAGGGAGAACAGGGAGAACGGCUGCGAGUUCAAGGCUAAUUAGCGCUCAUUUAUGCU